Molecule: messenger RNA, 6478 nt
Organism: Brassica napus (rape)
Lineage: Eukaryota; Viridiplantae; Streptophyta; Magnoliopsida; Brassicales; Brassicaceae
Product: myosin-9
Exons: 40
Coding region: 1582-6264 (1560 amino acids)
Biological process (GO): pollen tube growth; actin filament organization; vesicle transport along actin filament
Cellular component (GO): vesicle; myosin complex; actin cytoskeleton
Molecular function (GO): ATP binding; microfilament motor activity; actin filament binding
Source: RefSeq, a predicted model, not a curated record
AAGGUCAACAGUGGCGUAGUCGUAAAUCCAGCAAACUUCUUUUUUCCUCCUCGCCGGCGGCAAAGUUGCCGUCGUUGUUUCUCUUCACUCCCAAUCGCCACCUACGAUGCAGUUCCGCCAUCGGAUCAAAGCAACCCCUUCUUCCGUCGCGGAGUUCCCCCUCUUCGGUAACCUCUCCAGCUCCAGUUUCUGCUACGAACCGUUCUGAUCCGGAGAAGAAGAAGCAUCAGAUCCGAGCGGCGACGCUUCUGAGCUUGGGAAGCCGUCGUCAACUGGAGAGAUUCAUUCGGAGACAGUACUGCUGGGUGGAUUUGCCAAUGCUAUCACUCGAAGAUCUUGAAAGCAAUGAUGAUGGAACCCGUGGAUUUGAAGCUCUAGUUGUGAAUGAUCCUUCCCUGGAUGAGUUUCUUCAAAUUGCACGAUGCAUUGCGCUGGAUUGUCCUUCCUUCCAGCAGUGUUGACGUGCUGGUACAGAGGCUGGAGGAAUGAACCCAAUGCAAGUAGUAGGAGGAGUUGGUUUCCAGAAUCGCCCGUCUUUGAGAUCCCAAAGGAACUUGAUCCUGUGGUGUGGUGGGAAGGAUCGAUCAUCUUGGAAUGUUGGCAAACCUGACGGAAGUCCUGAAGCCUUCUUUGAACCGGCUCGUGCGUACUUCAUCACACUAGGGAAUAUAUGAAACACGGUAAAAAGUGCUUAUAGUAUCGGGUUAUAAACUUGGUCUCCUAUGUUAUUGUUUCCCCACAAUGGACGCUUAUCGCUCAGAGCCCAAAGCUUUUCCAUCAAUUCCAAUAUACGGUUCGAUUAUAAAAAUUUAGUAAUAUUGUUUGUUCACCACUAAUUUUUUCUUAUUGAUAUCAACUUGUGUUACUAAUCAAACGUGUCUAUUUUAGUCCAAACAGAAAAGUAAUAUCCAGUAAACUAUGGAGUUAAUUGGAUAUUGGUUUGAAUUGUUCUUCUAAUUUUGGAUUAUAUAAUCACAAUUAGUGAUUCUGGGACGAAAAUGAUAUCUUGAGAGACUUGGGGGUUGCGAGAGUUAAUAGAUACUCUUGAAGGAGAGAGUGUACGUGGAGUGCGAGAGACAGUGAGUGAUUAGGGGCCACGAAUUGGCGCGAAUUCCACGGGGAUCAAAGAAGAAACCCACCGAAGUCGAAGGAUGAACAACAAUGUCACACUCUCUCUCUCUCUCUCUUAUUUUUUUUUUGUUUACUCAUUCCUACAGUCGCUCCUUCGCUUCUUUUCUUCUUCUCUCCUUAUUUUUUUCCGAUCUCGCUUCCUCCCAGUUUCAUUGUUCUAUUUCAGUUUAUGGUGGAUCCCAUCAUUUUUUUUUGUUCUCUGUGGUGGUGAUCUUAUUCCUCUGAACGUCUUUAGAUUGUGGUAAUAUAUCGGUGAUUUGAUUUUGUUUUGUCGGAAACUGUAAUCGUUUUGUCCGAAUCCCUCUCCGGUGUGUCUGUUUGUCUCGAAAUCUACAGAUUCUAUAGGUUUCUUGCGUAACACGUCACUAUACUGUGGGAAAAUGUCCCAAAAAGGGGAUCUCCUUCACUUGUCAUCAUUGUGAAGAAGAAACGACUGACCAAUAUUGAACAAUGGGAACUCCAGUAAAUAUUAUUGUAGGUUCUCAUGUUUGGGUUGAAGACUCAGACGUGGCUUGGAUUGAUGGUGAGGUUGAAAAACUCACUGGACAAGAAGUUGUGAUCCAAGCCACAACUGGAAAGACGAUCACUGCAAAGUUGUCAAAGAUAUACCCAAAGGAUGUGGAAGCUCCUGCAGGUGGUGUUGAUGACAUGACAAAGCUGUCUUACCUGCACGAACCUGGUGUCCUUCAGAACUUAAAGAUCAGAUAUGAACUUAAUGAGAUCUAUACAUACACAGGAAACAUCCUUAUAGCCAUUAAUCCUUUUCAACGGUUGCCUCACAUCUACGAUGCCCAUAUGAUGCAACAAUACAAAGGAGCACCUUUUGGAGAACUAAAUCCUCAUGUUUUUGCUGUCGCUGAUGUUGCAUACAGGGCCAUGAUUAAUGAAGGGAAGAGCAAUUCGAUUCUUGUAAGUGGUGAGAGCGGAGCUGGAAAAACUGAAACCACUAAGAUGCUUAUGAGAUACCUUGCGUAUUUAGGAGGUCGAGCAGUUACAGAAGGAAGGACUGUUGAGCAACAAGUUCUUGAAUCAAAUCCUGUCCUUGAAGCCUUUGGUAAUGCAAAAACUGUGAGGAAUAACAACUCAAGUCGCUUUGGUAAAUUUGUUGAAAUUCAAUUUGAUAAGCAAGGAAGAAUAUCUGGAGCUGCCAUAAGGACCUAUCUUCUAGAGAGGUCUCGUGUGUGUCAAAUCUCUGAUCCGGAGCGCAAUUACCACUGCUUCUAUCUUCUUUGUGCAGCACCCCAGGAGGAAAUUGAAAAGUACAAGCUAGGCCAUCCAAAGACCUUUCAUUAUCUGAACCAGUCUAAGUGCUACGAGCUUGUCGGUAUAAGCGAUGCUCAUGAUUAUCUUGCCACAAGGAGAGCUAUGGAUAUUGUCGGAAUUAGCGAAAAGGAACAGGUCAGUUUGUGUAAGCAGCUAUUGAAUGUAAAUUUUGUUUUCUGCAGUUUUAUAUUGACGGUGAGCUUCUCCCUUUAUCUAUAUCAACAGGAAGCAAUUUUCAGGGUGGUUGCUGCAAUUCUUCAUAUUGGAAACAUCGAGUUUACUAAGGGAAAGGAAGUGGAUUCAUCUGUUCCUAAGGAUGAUAAGGCGAAGUUUCAUCUUAAGACAGCAGCGGAACUUCUCAUGUGUGAUUUAAAAGCUCUUGAAGAUGCAUUAUGUAAACGUGUUAUGGUCACACCCGAGGAAGUUAUCAAGAGAAGUCUCGAUCCAGAGAGUGCUGUUACCAGCAGGGAUGGUCUCGCUAAGACAGUCUACUCUCGAUUGUUCGAUUGGUUGGUAAAUAAGAUUAAUAACUCGAUUGGACAAGAUGCCAAUUCAAAAUGUCUAAUUGGAGUUUUGGACAUUUACGGAUUUGAGAGCUUCAAAACUAACAGUUUUGAACAGUUCUGUAUCAAUUUCACUAAUGAGAAGUUGCAGCAACAUUUCAAUCAGCACGUUUUCAAGAUGGAACAGGAAGAGUACACAAAAGAGGCAAUAGAUUGGAGCUACAUUGAAUUUGUGGACAACAAAGAUGUUCUUGAUCUUAUAGAAAAGAAGCCUGGUGGAAUCAUUGCUCUCCUCGAUGAAGCUUGUAUGUUUCCAAAAUCAACCCACGAAACAUUUGCAAACAAGCUAUAUCAGACUUUUAAGGCUCACAAGAGGUUCAUCAAACCAAAACUCUCUCGAACAGAUUUUACCGUUGCUCAUUAUGCUGGAGAAGUUCUAUAUCAGUCUGAUCUAUUUCUGGAUAAAAACAAGGAUUAUGUGAUCCCUGAACACCAAGAUUUGUUGGGAGCUUCAAAAUGCCCUUUUGUCGUGGGUCUUUUCCCUCCACUCCCUGAAGAAACAUCUAAAUCUUCAAAGUUUUCAUCUAUUGGUUCUCGUUUCAAGCUGCAACUCCAGCAACUGAUGGAAACAUUAAAUUCUACCGAGCCUCAUUACAUCAGAUGUGUGAAGCCUAACAAUCUCUUAAAACCUGCCGUAUUUGAGAAUGUGAACAUCAUGCAGCAGCUGCGUUGUGGUGGUGUUUUAGAGGCGAUCAGAAUUAGUUGCGCAGGGUAUCCAACACGUAAACCUUUCUUUGAGUUUGUCAACCGCUUCGGACUUCUAUGUCCUUCGGCUUUAGAAGGGAGCUACGAUGAGAAAGUCGUGUGUAAAAAGAUAUUGGACAGCAUGGGACUUAAAGGAUACCAGAUUGGUAAAACAAAGAUCUUCUUGAGGGCUGGUCAGAUGGCUGAACUCGACGCUAGGAGGACAGAAGUGCUUAGUGGUGCUGCAAAAAAAAUUCAGAGACGAACAAGAACUCAUCAAGCUCAGAAACGGUUUACUGUUCUGAGAAAGGCCACAAUAUCUCUACAAGCUCUAUGUAGAGGAAGACUUUCCUGCAAAGUUUACGAGAAUUUGAGACGAGAAGCUGCUGCUGUGAAGAUUCAGAAGAAUGGUCGGAGAUAUUACUCUAGAAAAUCUUACAAAAAGCUCCAUGUGUCCGCGCUUGCUUUACAGACUGGUCUAAGAGCAAUGGCUGCUCGUAAAGAAUUCAGAUUCAGGAAGCAAACAAAGGCUGCCACAAUUGUUCAGGCUCAGUGGCGUUGUCACAGAGCAACCACGUACUACAAGAAGCUUAAAAAUGGAGUGAUCAUAUCUCAGACACGAUGGAGAGGCAGACUUGCUAGGAGAGAACUUAGGAAGCUCAAAAUGGCUUCAAGGGAAACAGGAGCACUUAAGGAGGCAAAAGAUAUGCUUGAAAAGAAAGUUGAGGAACUCACAUACCGUGUCCAGUUGGAGAAACGUCUGAGGGCUGAUUUAGAAGAAGCAAAGACUCAGGAGCAAGCGAAACUUCAGAGUUCCUUGGAGGAAAUGCGGAAGAAAGUGGAAGAAGCAAAUGCAUUGCUUGUGAAGGAACGUGAAGCUGCAAAGAAAGCCGCUGAGGAAGCUCCUCCUGUUAUACAAGAAACACAAGUCUUGGUUGAAGAUACAAAGAAGAUCGAACUGAUGACAGAGGAAUUAGAGAGUGUAAAGGCUACUCUAGAAAACGAAAAACAGAGGGCUGAUGAGGCAGUGAAGAAAUUCGAAGAAGCUCAAGAGUCUCUCGAAGACAGAAUAAAGAAACUGGAAGAGUCAGAGAAGAAAGGCCAGCAACUCCAAGAAUCCCUGACAAGGAUGGAGGAAAAGUGCACCAACUUGGAAUCGGAGAAUAAAGUCUUACGGCAACAGGCUGUAUCCAUGGCACCGAAUAAAUUUCUCUCUGGCCGCUCCAGGUCCAUUUUACAGAGAGGUUCUGAGAGUGGUCAUCUAGCAGUGGAUGCGAGGUCAAGCUUGGAUCUGCAUAGCCAUUCAAUAAACCAUAGGGAUUCCUCUGAAGUGGAUGAUAAACCACAAAAAUCAUUAAACGAGAAGCAGCAAGAAAAUCAUGAGCUACUUAUCCGCUGCAUUGUCCAACCCUUGGGUUUCAAGGGGAACCGACCUAUCACAGCAUGUAUCAUAUAUAAAUGCCUACUUCAAUGGAGGUCAUUUGAAGUUGAACGAACCAGUGUCUUUGAUCGCAUUAUUCAGACAAUAGGCCAUGCUAUUGAGACUCAAGAUAACAACAAUACAUUGGCCUAUUGGUUAUCCAAUGCCUCGACACUCCUCUUACUCCUCCAACGCACACUCAAAGCUAGUGGUGCAGCUGGGAUGGCUCCACAGCGGCGCCGUUCAUCUUCUGCCACUCUAUUUGGAAGGAUGACUCAGAGCUUCCGUGGAGCACCUCCAGGUGUAAAUCUAGCCAUGAUAAACGGUGCUGCGGGAGGUGGAGCGGAUACCUUAAGACAAGUCGAAGCAAAAUACCCGGCGUUACUGUUUAAGCAGCAGCUCACAGCUUAUGUUGAAAAGAUAUACGGAAUGAUUAGAGACAACUUGAAGAAGGAGAUUUCUCCACUCCUUGGACUGUGCAUUCAGGCGCCAAGAACAUCGAGAGCGAGUCUAGUGAAAGGAGCAUCUCGUUCAGUGGCCAACACUGCAGGCCAGCAAGCACUGAUCGCCCACUGGCAAGGAAUAGUGAAGAGCCUUACAAACUUCCUCAACACUCUGAAAUCAAACAAUGUUCCUUCAUUCUUGGUGCGCAAGGUGUUCACGCAGAUAUUCUCGUUCAUCAAUGUUCAACUCUUUAACAGUCUUUUGUUGAGACGUGAGUGUUGUUCAUUUAGCAAUGGCGAGUAUGUCAAAGCUGGCUUGUCUGAAUUGGAACACUGGUGUUUUAAGGCAACAGAUGAGUAUGCUGGUUCUUCCUGGGAUGAGCUUAAGCAUAUAAGACAGGCCAUUGGGUUUCUGGUCAUACACCAAAAACCUAAGAAAACUCUCGAUGAGAUCAGUCAUGAUCUUUGCCCAGUACUGAGCAUACAACAGCUAUACAGGAUCAGUACAAUGUACUGGGACGACAAAUACGGCACACACAGCGUCUCUCCGGACGUUAUAGCAAAUAUGAGGGUGCUAAUGACAGAAGAUUCGAAUAAUGCUGUUAGCAACUCCUUCCUUUUGGAUGACGACUCGAGCAUUCCAUUCUCUGUGGAUGAUUUAUCAAAGUCAAUGGAGAGAUUUGAUAUUGCUGAUAUCGAGCCACCGCCUUUGAUCCGGGAGAAUUCUGGAUUUAGCUUUUUAUUGCCAGUAGCUGAGUGAUCCUUGCAUCUCCCCUCGUCUUCUAGUGUCUUCCUCUUUCACCAACUCGGAUUGCUUGUAACGCAAGUAAUCGCGCAUUUUAUUAUACAUUUUGAAAUUACGGAUAAAAAAGAACUCUUGUGUUUAAGAUUUGAUUACAUCCGCCUUGAACUAUAUUCUCUUACAAACUCGAAUACUAUGUUUUGAUUAAUAGAUCGUCUUUAAUAAUUGUGAA